This is a messenger RNA of Lachancea thermotolerans CBS 6340, 396 nucleotides long. RefSeq names its product Cnl1p (gene CNL1). Gene Ontology annotation, cellular component: BLOC-1 complex. Lineage: Eukaryota; Fungi; Ascomycota; Saccharomycetes; Saccharomycetales; Saccharomycetaceae. The coding region runs from base 1 to 396 and encodes 131 amino acids. Gene Ontology annotation, biological process: endosome organization. The record is from RefSeq and is a predicted model, not a curated record. The transcript has a single exon.
AUGAGCGCUCCAGAUAGUAACAGUGGGCAUGCACACGACUCCGCACAAAAUGAGGGAGCGGCCGAAGGGACAAGAGACCCGUUUGGAAUUGACCGGUUAAGUGUCGACUACGAUUACUUAUUAUACAGGAUACAAGACCAUGUUACAUCGAUACAACUUAGCACAACCGAAAUUUGCCGACAGCAGAACCAACUUGUUGAACAGGGCAUUAUUGGAGACGCUAUUGAUAUCAACAUCGAGGAGAUGCGUCGGAUCCUGCAAAAAUGCGAGGAACUCGAGACUCAUUUUGACAUGCUCGACCAAAUCGACAGCAUUGUGCAAACCUUCAGGCCGCGGCUGGACGAUAUCGUGCGAGAACACCGUGAAUUAACUAGAAAUACAGAGCGGAGAAUAUGA